Molecule: messenger RNA, 2904 nt
Organism: Schistosoma curassoni
Lineage: Eukaryota; Metazoa; Platyhelminthes; Trematoda; Strigeidida; Schistosomatidae
Source: the annotation of a GenBank genome assembly
AAAACAAAUCAAUUUAUUAUUAGUUAAGUCUUAAGAGCUCUCAUUUUAAUCGAAUCACCUUGAUAGAUGGAUCCGAAUCUUUCAGAUCUUUCAGCAUGGAACAUACGUAAUCCCCAGCAACCUAAUCCAGGUUAUCCUGAUAUGUCUUCUGUAGGUUAUCCGGGAAUAACUCCAGGAGGAUAUCCAGGAUAUCCUGAUUCGUCUGGGGGUUUAUCGAGUUCAAACACAAGUACAUAUCCAGGAAUGUCAUCUGGAGGAUAUUCUGACCUACCGUCAGGAGGUUUCGCAAAUUUAAACACAACUGCAUAUCCAGCACCUAUAAUGGGUGGGUUCGAUGGACAGUCAGGAGCAAAUUUCAAUAAUACACCUUUCGGUGCUCCUAGUGGUUAUCCCGAUCAGCGUUUGAACAACCCAACUGCUCCAUUUUCAAGCCAACAAGGUUAUACAAAUCCUUCUUAUGGCAAUAAUCCAUCUGCUACAUCAUAUCUACCAGGUACAACCUCAUUCAAUAUCGAUUAUGCACGUCAAAUGCAAAGUCCUUAUAUUUCUGGGAAUCCCAAUUCACAAAAUCUCCACACAAAUUAUUGCCCAACUAUACCACCAUCAGGUGGAAGUUCAUUUGGUAGCCACCCAGUGAACACGAAUCAAGGAUCUGUAUAUCCGAUGUUUAACGAUUUCCCUACUCCGAUUUCAUCUCAGUCGAAUGAAUUUUCUGUCUCUUCCAGAGUUUACGGGUUUGCUGAAUCAGCUCCACACGAAGAUAUAAUGGAGCCAACUUUAAAAGCAGCACCUAAUUUUUGUGUUGAACGAGACUGUGAACGUUUAAAAAAGGCUAUGGCCGGAUUAGGAGCAAAUGAAAAAGAGGUCAUCGAAGUAAUGGGUCAUCGAUCUGUUGAUCAACGUGUAGCAAUCGUACAAAAAUAUAAAUCAAUGUAUGGAAAAGAUUUAUUUGCCAAAUUUAAAUCUGAAUUACAUGGUCACUUAGAAGACUGUGUGAUCGCGUUGUGUUACUCACCAGCGGAAUUUGAUGCUAUUGAACUUCGUAGAGCAAUGAGAGGAGCUGGUACUGAUGAAGAUGCACUGAUUGAAAUUCUUUGUUCAAGGACAAAUGAGCAAAUCAGAAGAAUUAAGGAUAUUUAUCCAAAAUUGCUAAAUGGACGUAACUUAGAGAAAGAUGUUGAUAAUGAAACUACACAUCAUUUUAAACGUAUAUGUAUUGCUUUGCUGCAAGCAAAUAGAGAUGAAUCUACAUUUGUAGAUACGAAUCUUGUACGGAGAGAUGCGGAAGAUCUAUAUAGAGCAGGGGAGCAAAAAAUAGGAACAGACGAAUCAAAAUUCAUUCACAUCCUGGUUACGCGAUCAUAUGCUCACUUACGAGCUGUAUUCAAUGAAUAUACAUCACUUGGCAAGCGUAAUAUGGAAGAUGCUUUAAAAUCAGAAAUGCAUGGGCACACACUCAGUGCCUUACUGUCUAUUGUUCGUUGUAUACAAAAUAAGCCACGAUAUUUUGCAGCGAAAUUAUUAAAAGCUAUGAAAGGUGCUGGAACAGAUGACAGGACCCUUAUUCGUAUUAUUGUAUCUCGUUGUGAAGUUGAUAUGGGACAAAUUAAAAAAGAGUUUCAUGGUUUAAAAGGGAAAACAUUAGAGGCAUGCAUACACUCACACAACUGUCACAUUGUAAAGCUGCACUACAGAUGCAUAACCGUAACAGGGGAAUUUAGAGACAAUGUCAAAUCUACUGAACCACCACCAAGUUUUCUCAUAACAAUAAUACUGAACAUAAUUCAAAGUUGAACAAUGAACGUAUGAGUUCAGUCCACUUAGCUGAUUGACUGGAAAUAAUCAACUAAGACAAAAUACAUACGUGACCGAAUUACAGAAAGAUGAAACGUCAAGAGAUUAUCGUCGUCUAUUACUGGCGCUUAUAGGAGCAUGAUCUCGAAUACGAUUUUAUUUACAUUGAAUAAAGCUGUCAAUAACGAAUCAGUUCAUAAAAACAUGUUAAUGAGUAUUUCUAAAGAUAUAUUUCAUAGCUACAGCUCUUUACUUUAAUUAACACAAGUAUUCCGCUAUUCCAACAAAAACUGCGCUAUGAUAGAAUAUUUUAAAGUUAUUUAAUCGUUUUAUCUACUAUCCCACUUUUUUACGUUCACAAAAUGCCAUAAUCAGAUAUUUUUAUUUUAUUGCUAAUUUUUAUACAAACAAAGUGGUUUGCUUUGAGAUGGAUGAAUUUUUUCAACGUCUUAGUUAAAGGGUGAAUGAAUUAAAGGGUUUUGAUAAAAUAUUACAGAUAGUAACUAAUGCGAUUGCAUGAAUAUAAUGACCUGAGGUUGGUUAGUUAGACUGUCGCUCAGAAAUGAUCACUGAAAAACUUUCGUUUGUGUUUUCCUAUUCACUUUUUGAGUUAAAUUUGUUCAUUGAUGAGAAAAGACAAACAACAGUCCAACCUGUACUGAUUAUACGGUGGAUACCAGCUUGGGAUGAAUAGUACUCAUGAACUACUUGGACUUGUUAAACACGAAAUACGCGCUGCAUAAUCAUUAUCGUAAAUCUCCCCGUCUCAUUACAAUAUCAAAACAUACAGUCAGAGGUCAGCCGAAGAAAACGGGUAUACAAUGCCAUGUUAAAAUAAUACGACCUACGAAGGUAACCUUGUUAAAAAAGCGCUGACCAUAAAAAAACCCACUCCAGAUACCCUUAGGGAGUUGAAGAAUCUUCAUUUAAAAGUUAUGACGCCCCAACGUGGAAGCCGAGAAUCAUUACUGAACAAACAAUCGAAUGGAACUCAUGACUAUACAUCCAAUUCCUUGACUAUGAAGAAGCGUUUUACAGCGUGGAUAGGACCUUAUGGAACCAUCUUCGGCACUAUGGUGUACUUGAGAAAAUCGUCAAUAUCAUACGAAU